GCGGGCAGCGGCGGCCGGGCCGGGAUGUUGGGGCACGUACGGGGAGCAGGGGAGUCACCGGCCGCCCCGCUGGCUGCGGGCCGCGCCCGGAGCGGGCCGCGGAGCUUCAUCGUACGGAGGCUUUUUGGUUCACUGGAGGCUCGAGUGCCCCCCGCCUUGGGAUUCAAAAGCAAAUUAAUUUCCCCCGAGAGCGCAGUGGAAGCCAUAGAGCAGUUAUUUACCUCUCUGGGCGCUGUGUAAGGGUCUUCUGGGUGUCCGGUGUGGGGCAGAGCAAGGAGGGACGGAGCCAUGUCUGGCCCCAGGAGGAGGGAAGGGAGCUCUAGGAGAUGUGCUGCGGGACAGAGUCGUCCUUCCCUUCUCAGGGAUGUGAGAAAAGCUUAACCCCGAGGCCGGGAGUGGAGCGGGGGGACAGAGGUGGUGGUCCACCAACUUUCCCAACCCGUCGUUGAUGUACCUGGGGCCCGCGGGUGUGAGGUGACCUUCUGGCGGGGUUGGGAAGAUGAGCCGCCGUGUGGAUUGUCAUCUCCUCGCUCACGUUUAUUGCAGUAAAACGUGCUGAGGAAACGCUGUGGUACCGUGAAGGAAGAAAUAGGGGACAGCUAAUGGCAAGGAGGAGCCUGCUUUAUUUUCUGCUUUUCUGUACUGGCUAUCAUGAUUUACAAGGUGGAAACGUGAAAAGCCAACCCUGCUUCCUGGGACACAGAAAUGUGGUGAAGAUGCCUCCAAGUGUCAGAGACGGGGCUUUAUCCUCAGAAGCACCUUUUUGCCUGUGGGCUCUGUUCAGUCAUUAACGGCUCCGUAAUAACCCGUGGCUAUUAGGGGGCAGCAAGGGCGGCAGGAACCUCGCCAUGGGGUACGACAAAAGCUGGGUCUCGAGGAAUGAAAGCCAGCACGUCCCGUUCCAGGCUGCCGGCAGCGCCCUGGAGAUGAGGAACACCUCGGCUGGGCAGAUGGUGUGGCAGGGUGGGAACAGCAGCGAGACCGGCGCCCCGGAGAGCGAGGAGCACGGCGAAGAGCAGACCUACCGGCAUUUCACCACCACCGUGCAAAUCGUCAUCUUCGUCGGCUCUUUGCUGGGUAACAUCAUGGUGCUGUGGUCAACUUGCAGAACGUCGGUACUUAAAUCUGUAACAAACCGAUUCAUUAAGAAUUUGGCCUGCUCGGGGAUCUGUGCCAGCCUGGUCUGUGUGCCUUUUGACAUUGCUCUCAGUGCCAGUCCACACUGCUGCUGGUGGAUCUAUACAAUGCUGUUCUGCAGAAUUGCCAAGUUUCUACACAAAGUCUUCUGCUCAGUGACCAUCCUUAGUUUUCCAGCCAUUGCACUUGACAGGUACUACUCUGUUCUAUACCCGCUGGAAAGAAAAAUAUCUGAUGCAAAAUCCCGAGACCUGGUUAUCUAUAUGUGGGCACAUGCAAUAGUGGCCAGCAUUCCAGUAUUUGCUGUAACCAAUGUGUCUGACAUUUAUGCCAUGUCCACCUGCUCUGAAUCUUGGAGUUACUCCCUUGGCCACCUGAUAUAUGUCAUCAUCUAUAACAUCACCACUGUGAUUGUACCAGUGGCUGUGGUGUUUCUCUUUAUGAUUCUUAUUCGCAGGGCACUGAGUGCCAGCCAGAAGAAAAAAGUCAUCAUAGCUGCCUUAAGGACCCCUCAGAACACCAUUUCCAUCCCCUACGCCUCCCAGCGAGAAGCUGAGCUUCAUGCCAUGCUGCUUUCCAUGGUUAUGGUAUUUAUUUUCUGCAGUGUUCCCUACGUGACCUUGGUGAUUUACCGCACCAUACUCAAUAUUUCAGAUAUUUCAGUCUUCUUGCUCCUCACUGCCAUUUGGUUGCCCAAGGUCUCUUUGCUGGCCAAUCCUUUGUUAUUUUUAACUGUUAACAAAUCAGUACGGAAGUGCUUAGUGGGGACAAUAGUACAGCUGCACCGAAGGUACAGCAGGAGAAACGUUGUCACCUCGGGUGGUGUUGCAGAUGCUAAUUUGGAGCCCAGUGUCCGUUCGGGGAGCCAGCUUCUGGAGAUGUUUCAUAUUGGGCAACAACAAAUCUUCAAGCCAAUGGAAGAUGAGGAGAAUGAGACCAAAUCCAUUGGCUCUGGUGACUUUCAACAGAAAGAAAUUCCUACCACCAGUUUAGAGGUAGGAGAGACUUUGGUUCACAAAUUUAUACCACAGACGAUUGCAGACUCUGCAGCUCAGGUGGCGCCAGCUGUGCCCACAGAAGCUGAUACAGUAAAUGAUAAGUAUUCCAUGCAGUUUGGUUUUGGACCCUUUGAGCUGCCUCCACAGUGGCUCUCAGAAAACCGAAACAGUAAGAAGCGACUCCUGCCUCCUUUGGGGAAUACCCCUGAAGAGCUAAUCCAGACAAAACAGCCCAAGUGUAAAGCAGAAAGAAAAAUCAGCAGAAACAAUAAAGUCAGUAUCUUUCCCAAGGUGGAUUCUUAGUAAGAACAGGAGUUUUAAGUGACAGAGGAAGGUCACCUUCUAUUAUUAUGUGUGAUCCCAUGGAUCUUUGUUAUGCCAAAAUUUGUUACAGGCUGAUUUUUUUUGUGCCAACUUUAAUUUAAACAAACAAACAAAAGGGAAUACAAGUGUUUCUUAUGAAUAUGUUUUCAUGAAAAUAAUAUAUCAAAAGAUGGCCAUUCUUAGUUUUAUCUGUGAAAUCUCUACAAUGAUACUUGCCUGAUUAACUUUCAAAACGUACAUAUGGCUUUGGGAACACUUUGUAUGGCUGAAGUAGGGAAUACAGCAGUCAGUCUGCUGGGAAACCUUAUGCUGUAUUAAAAUGGACUGGGUAUCAAAGUAUCUUAAUA
Messenger RNA from Calidris pugnax (ruff), 2806 nucleotides. It is a transcript of the gene GPR176, whose product is annotated as G protein-coupled receptor 176. Gene Ontology annotation, cellular component: plasma membrane. The transcript has 3 exons. Gene Ontology annotation, biological process: G protein-coupled receptor signaling pathway. Gene Ontology annotation, molecular function: G protein-coupled receptor activity. The record is from RefSeq and is a predicted model, not a curated record. Lineage: Eukaryota; Metazoa; Chordata; Aves; Charadriiformes; Scolopacidae. The coding region runs from base 849 to 2438 and encodes 529 amino acids.